This is a messenger RNA of Spirometra erinaceieuropaei, 2271 nucleotides long. NCBI's taxonomy places the organism in Eukaryota, Metazoa, Platyhelminthes, Cestoda, Diphyllobothriidea, Diphyllobothriidae. The record is from the annotation of a GenBank genome assembly.
AUGUUGCGCUCGACGAUAGGUUUUUCGCGGGUUUGGUCGUUUGAUUCUAUGAUCAUUUCUUUAAUAGUUUGCCCGUAAGGUACUUCAAAAUGCACGGACAAUCUCCACCACGCACUCCUUGCUUGGCACAAAAAUGACUGUGCGAGAUGCCUUGAACAGCGCAAUGAAGGAGGAGUUAGAGCGCGAUAAGUCGGUGUUUAUUCUUGGCGAAGAAGUUGCUCAGUAUGACGGCGCGUACAAAGUAGUUGAUUUCCCUCGUCAACAUGUUUAGGUCACGAAAAAUCUAUGGAAAACUUUUGGCGACGACCGCGUCAUCGAUACACCAAUUACAGAGGUAAUGCAGCGCCGGCACUUCAUCGAUUUUCUAGAUGGGAUUUGCCGGUAUCGCCGUUGGCGCCGCAAUGGCUGGCGCGAAACCCAUCUGUGAAUUCAUGACCUUUAAUUUCGCCAUGCAGGCAAUUGAUCAAGUCAUCAAUUCCGCCGCCAAGACCCACUAUAUGUCGGCCGGAAAGGCAAGUCCUGCCUCUUUUAAUUCUGUCGGAUUUUUUGAGGAAACCCCUAUUUAAAUGUUCGUGCCUUGGUUCUAGUACCAGAAAUGGAAACAGUUCAUGCUUAGGGAUGCAGUCGUGCCUGAGUCUAACUUAACCGACUCGCCGUUUGCACUGGCCGCGGAAACUCAUAACAGUAGUCGUAUCUGUCAUAACUACGGUCUUGUCGGCCUAACGGGUGCCGGGGAUGAUUCUGUCCCACCGCCGCAUGCGUAUCGUUGUUUCGACUCCGCUUCUUGCAGGCGUUUAAGUAGAUGGCUUGGAGUGAUGCCAUCGUCCGAAGUUACGCUUACAACUGCAUUCCCAAUAACAAUUCUGUCUAGAUUCGGCUUAUGUAAGCUCCGUCAGUCACUGAUGCUGAAUUUUUUGGAGAUUUUCAAAACAUGGCGAGUCACACCGGGAUUAAAUUCGCUUACUGCACUCGCAUAUUGCUUAGGACACACCUGUACUCGGAAGUCCUCACGAUAGCAAAAAACGGAGGCUAGUUAUGUCCGAACUUAUUCAUCACACAAGCAUAAUUCGCGUAGUAUUCUUGUAUAUCACUGGUCCGAACGUCAUCAGCACCAGGCGUACUCGGAGAAGCAUAGCCACCGCUACUCCGAACUUAUUUUGUCCAACCGACCACCUCCUCUAUGCAGCAGUUGCGGUUUCCCCCAUAUGCCGUCCACGCUUGAAUACUUCGCAGAGGCGCCCCAGAGGAAAAGUAGCAACUUUUCAUCAAAGACGUGUAGGGUCCGUUUCCCGCCAUUGGUCGAUCGAAAAGCUGUUAUGAGAAGCAGAUCGUCCUUUACUCCCACCCCUUUUUCCCUCUGGUGCCCCAUUUAAAGCUUUUAUGAGACCUGUCCUUGAUUCUUUUGACCAUGCCUAGGUCACCAUCCCAAUCGUUUUUCGUGGACCAAAUGGUGCCGCUUCCGGUGUUGCUGCACAACACAGUCAGGAUUACGCCCCGUGGUAUGCAGCCUGUCCUGGGCUGAAAGUUCUUGCUCCGUACAGCAGCGAGGAUGCUCGAGGUCUGCUAAAAACAGCCAUCCGUGACCCCGACCCAGGUUCGUUUUUUGUCGAACUAUCUCUGACAGUCUGGUCCCAGUUGACAAUCAUCAGGUGCUUUUCUUCGAGAAGCCCUUCGGGUGAAAUGUGUUGUUUAUCUAUCUGCAGUUGUGGUGUUUCUGGUUCCACAUUGCAGUCCGUUCCCACAACUGGAAAAUUCUAAGUUGUUGCACAGUCCUCUCAUGCCAUUUCCUCAGUGGGGCUGGUCACCAUAAAAGGACUCUUCGAAUCAUGUCAGCAGACUAACAUACAGCUUUCACAACAGAUUCUCAAACCUUUCUUAAAAUCACCACAGAAUAACCGUCUUGCACACGUCAUUUUCAGGUGAUUGUGCGUGCAUCCACCUAGUUGCUCUGGUAUCGUAGUUUUAUGCAUUUGCGAUGCGUAAUAUAUGUACCGAUGGUCAUGACUAUCCAAAUGCUUUGAUGUUCAUAUCCAUUAAUUCGUCUUCAGUUUGACAAUGUUUGUUCUGAAAGACCGAUUUUUUGAGUGGCCAAAUUUUGUUUUUAGUUGUGCAUCUGGAGAACGAACUCAUGUAUGCCGUUUCCUUCGACGUAUCCGACGAGGCCAUGUGUCCCGAUUUCCUCAUCCCCAUAGGAAAAGCUAAGAUCGAGAGAGAGGGUAAGGUUCAGAUCUUUAAUUAUUUUUUAUGUUCGUUCUGAUACUAGGAAUUUAG